Molecule: messenger RNA, 2453 nt
Organism: Xiphias gladius (swordfish)
Lineage: Eukaryota; Metazoa; Chordata; Actinopteri; Istiophoriformes; Xiphiidae
Gene: ptcd3
Product: pentatricopeptide repeat domain 3
Exons: 23
Coding region: 238-2328 (696 amino acids)
Biological process (GO): mitochondrial translation
Cellular component (GO): mitochondrion
Molecular function (GO): protein binding; ribosomal small subunit binding; rRNA binding
Source: RefSeq, a predicted model, not a curated record
GAGUUGCUCCUGUCUCACACGUGGGACCGUCGGAGGUCACACCAAACUUAAGUUCAGAGGGGAGACACAAAUACAGAUGACUAGGCUUUUCUCUGAACUCAAUGAACAUUUACCUUUUAAAAUAUCAUACUUAAUGAAAAUCAAUGGAAGUUCAUCAAGGCGUAUUGUGUGAAAAUCGUAGUGUUUAUUCAAAGGACAAAUUGUUAUUAUUUUCUUCCCCCCUUUCUUUUGGCCCGCAUGGUUUCUCUCUCCCAGAAGCCUUCAUUUUGUAACAACAUGGCGGCGUCCGGGAGGCAAGUAGGGCAUUACAUCCAGAGAAACGGACGAUUUGUGAUAAAUAACUUCGAGCAGUUGUGGGGUCACAGGAGUUUUGGUUGGACUCCAGCUCUGCGACAACAAGCUGCCGAGGCUAAUAAAGGUGUUGCAGAAUCUACAGAGACUAUUAUCAUCCCCAGGAAGAAAACAUGGAGCAAAGAGGCGGUGCUGGAGGCUCUAGCUUCGACUGUCAGCAGGGAUCCUACAGCAUAUCACUACCAGUUCCAGGAUGACCCUUACCUCUCUCCCAGGACCUCUGCUGAGUUUAAGUUAUAUUUUCUCUCCCAGGAGUCCGGCAGGUCUGCGGCCAAAUACUUUGUCAACAGCAAUCCCAAGUUCUUCACGAAAGACUUUGCUGAACCACAUGUACCAUGUCUGAUGCCGGAGACAGUGUCACUGCGUCUUGAGGAGGUGAGCGAAGAGGCACUGAAGGAACGAAUCAGCUUGAGGAAAGUUACAGCUGCUGUUGACAUGUAUGACCAGCUACUACAAGCUGGCACAGCAGUCUCCAUGGAAACGACCCAUGAUCUGUUAAACCUGAUCUGUCUCUACUGUGACAGAGACCCUGUCCAGGAGGAGGGACCAAAGACAGAGGACGCAGAAUCAGGACAGGAGGUGAGAAGGAGGAAAAUCAGGUUCCGUCAGGCUUUAGACUUCCUGAAGUCCACUUGGAAAGAGAACAACAACGCCGAAAGAAUCUUUAACCUGCUGCCAGAGAGAGACACACAGUGUUACUCUGCUCUGAUCAGAGGCAUGGUGAAGCAUGGAGCCUAUGCAAAGGCCUUCAGCAUGUACACCGACAUGCUUAACAACAGACUGACAGCUGACGUCCACACCUUCAACGCGCUGAUCUCAGCAGCUCCAGAUGUGAGAGAAAAAUACAACGAGAGAUGGGACCUGAUCUCUGAGCUGUUGACCCAGAUGAGUGGACAGAAGGUUCAGCCCAACCUGCUGACCUUCAACAGCGUUCUUAAAGCUCUGAGACGCUGCGGCUCUUUGGCCCGAACGAAAGCUCUACAAACUCUGAAUGAGAUGAAGGCUGUGGGAAUAGAUCCCAGCUUGGCCUCCUUCGACCACAUCCUGGCAGUUUUUUAUAAAGCAGGUAAACACAGCAGUGGUUGGUUUUGUUUCUUUCCAGCCUCCUCUGGCCAGAACAGUACUGACAUUUUACAUGAAGUAGUGUCCGAGCUGACUGGAAGAAGCUUCACCUGCCAGGACCCUGAUGAUGUUCUAUUCUUCACUAGUGCAAUGAAAAUAUGUCUGGAUAGUAAAGAUCUGGAGCUGGGUUAUAAAGUACAGAGUCUAGUAGAAGUUGGGGAGAACUGGAGGAUGCUGGGGGAUCCCUACCAACAGAGUAUCUACUAUGGUCGCUUCUUCAACCUGCUGUGUAUGAUGGAGCACAUUGACAUAGUACUAAAGUGGUACAAACAGCUCAUUCCCUCGUUGUACUACCCGAACACUCAGGGACUAAAAGACCUAAUGCAGGCUCUGGACACAGACAGUCGCCUUGAUUUGCUGCCUCAUAUAUGGAAAGAUAUCCGGUCUCUGGGUCAUGAUAAUAAGUCAGAUCUGGUGGAGGAGCUGCUCACCCUGAUGGCCAGAGAGAAACACAGUCCCGAGGUUCAGGAGUCUUUUGCAGCGUGUGCUCUGGAUAUAAAGAGCGUGUUUGAUGGUGACAGAGGGAGGCCCAGUCUUGAGUGGAGCACCCCCUCUCUCUCACACAUCACCACCCUGCUGCUGCGAGCCAACAUGACCCAACAGGCCUGGGAGAUGCUGCAGCUCUUCAAAUCUAAGAACAGGGUUCCUUCUGAGGGGCUGUUCAACGACUUCCUGUCCAUGUGUCACAGCGAUGGCUCCCCCCAGAGAGCAGUGGAACUCGUCCAACUGUCUGCAGCCUUCUGUCUGCCAGCAACACCAAAGCUGGCCAAUCAAACGCUGGCUGAGUUUGAUCUGACAGAGGAGCAAAGGGCCAUUUUAUCUGAACUGGAGUCUGCAGGAGAGUCCUCAGACUGAGGGAUACAACACUAGGAUGCCAAUAACUCUCUUAACUCAAUAUAACAUUCACUGAUAAGAAAAUCUGAUAACUCCAUAGACUGUACCUAUUUCUGUAUCUGUGUAAUAAAAUAUAUGUGAAAUUA